Molecule: messenger RNA, 773 nt
Organism: Saccoglossus kowalevskii
Lineage: Eukaryota; Metazoa; Hemichordata; Enteropneusta; Harrimaniidae
Source: RefSeq, a predicted model, not a curated record
CUGCAAGUAUCAUUUCUCACUCGAGCGCUGCUAAGAUUCUUUCUACACAAUGAAGCUCUACUUGUUACCAUUGGUGUUCAUGAUUCUACUGCUGUUUGUACUAAGAGACCUGGUUAACGCAGACGACGAAGCUGUCUUUGGAAAUGCAGCGGACGACGAAAUGAUGCAGGAAAAAAGAUACAAAUGGGUCGUACCUGGAAUGGGCUCAAAUACCGCGUCAAAUAAAGGAUCGGGACGCAAGCGCAGUGACGCUGAAGACGAUGCACAACAAUUUUUCAGUGCCUUACAUAAGCCUCUACUCGAACGAGUACAGCAGUGUCGAACCCUAAUAGCAGAUUAUGAAGAACUCCUGUCAUCAAUCGGCGGUCAAAUGAAAAACAACAGAAAAUGUGGUGGUUGGAAAUCUGGUUGGCUGGCUAAUUGCUAAAGCAACUUACACGACGAAGCCGGAACUGACGUAAUUGGUCGGAGAUAAUAUCACUGUUCAUAAUUAUGGGAUAUAUGGGAUUGUGUGGAUUGAAUCGUCGUGACGAAGAAUGUCCAAAAUGAUAAAUAUGUGGGUCAAAAUGAGCAUUCAUCUGUUUUUUUGUUUUGUUUUUAUUUUAAGUUUUGGAAUAAAUUUCUUAUUAAAGCGAGCUGACAUUUUACUUUUUUGACAAUGUCAUUCUCAAAUGUAGCUUCUGUAUACACCGCCACCAAGUAGUCUACACGCAUGCGUGGACUUUGACCUGAUCUUCACACACAGUAGUGUCGCACAUAGUCAUACAUACAAA